AUGCAGGUCAAAUUGGAGUUAAAGCAGCAGUGUAAUCCAGUGUUUUGCCCUAAGCGGCCGGUAGCAUACGUCAUGUACGACUUGGUGGACCAAGAACUCGACCGGUUAGAGCAGUUGAAAAUUAUCACUCCAGUUGACUUUUCGGAGUGGGCGGCGCCAAUCGUGGUUGUCCGCAAAGCAAAUGGUGCCAUCAGAAUCUGCGGAGAUUAUUCAACAGGUCUCAACUCCGCUUUGCAGCCGCUUCCACUUCCGGAAGACAUUUUUGCCAAGCUGGCCAACUGUAAAGUGUUCAGUCAAAUUGAUCUUUCGGAUGCUUUUCUACAAGUAGAGGUCGAUGAACAGUCCCUCCAUGUUCUUACAAUUAAUACCCAUCGAGGGCUGUAUCAUUACAAUCGUCUCACUCCGGGUGUGAAAAUAGCACCUGGUGCCUUCCAGCAGCUCAUCGACACGAUGUUGGCCGGUCUUAAAGGAACUUGCGGCUACUUAGACGACGUCGUGGUCGGUGGCGAAACCGAAAAAGAACAUGAUUGCAACCUCAAGGCAGUGCUGCAGCGCAUCCAAGAAUUUGGAUUCACCAUCCGAGCUGAAAAAUGCUAUUUCGGCAAGGACCAGAUUCCCUAUUUGGGUCACAUCAUCGACAGCCGUGGACUGCGGCCUGAUCCAGGAAAAAUCGAGGCAAUUAUUAAACUACUGCCUCCCACAGAUGUUUCUGUCGUUCGUUCCUUUCUCGGAGCGAUAAAUUUUUAUGGCAAGUUUGUGCCCAACAUGCGAACACUGCGGUACCCACUAGACAAACUACUGAAGGCAGAUUCCAAGUUCGAAUGGACCCCCGAGUGCCAGCAGGCAUUUGAGCGGUUCAAACAACUACUCUCUUCGGAUCUUCUGCUCACACACUAUGAUCCGCUUGAAAUAAUCGUAUCGGCCGAUGCUUCUUCUAUCGGAUUGGGGGCCGUUAUUUUUUAUCGGUUUUCCGACGGUACCAUCAAGGUAGUCCAACACGCUUCGAGAGCACUCACCAAGGCCGAGCAGAAUUACAGCCAACCAGAUCGUGAGGGUCUGGCAAUUAUCUUCGCGGUAACUAAAUUCCACAAAAUGCUGUUUGGUCGGCGUUUUCGACUGCAGACCGACCACGCUUCACUGCUGCGUAUCUUUGGUUCCAAGAAAGGCAUACCGGUAUACACAGCCAACCGGCUUCAGCGGUUUGCUUUAACGUUGCUGCUCUACGAUUUUGGAAUCGAGUACGUGCCGACUGAGAAGUUCGGCAAUGCAGAUGUAUUGUUCCGUCUGAUUAACCAACACAUCAGGCCCGAAGAGGAUUACGUCAUAGCGAGUAUCUCUCUUGAAGCGGAUAUAAGGCCAGUAGCAACUGGUACAACUGAUGUUCUGCCCCUAAGUUUCAGAGCUGUCGAGCAGGGCACCCAAGUUGAUCCACUUCUUCACCAAAUCUAUCGGUACGUUAAGGAUGGUUGGCCUCAAAUGAAAACCGUCAAACCGGAGAUAAAGCGAUUCCACGCUAGGCGAGAUUCACUCUGCAUAGUGGAAGGGUGUCUUCUGUUUGCGGACAGGCUCGUUAUUCCAUCGCAGUACCAUAAACGGUGUCUGGAUCAAUUUCAUCAUGGCCAUCCCGGUAUCCAGCGGAUGAAGGCCAUCGCCCGAAGCUACGUAUACUGGCCGUCCCUUGAUGACAUCGUGAGCUACACCAAGGCUUGCCAGCACUGUGCCUCAGUAGCAAAGUCACCCCCGCACUCUCCUCCUGUGCCGUGGCCAAAAUCAUCUGGUCCAUGGCAGCGAGUACAUAUCGAUUUUGCGGGUCCAAUCGAAGGCGAUCACUUUCUCAUCGUGGUGGAUUCCUUCUCAAAAUGGCCCGAGGUUGUUCAAAUGCGCACUAUCUCCGCCCUCGCCAGGAUCGCUAUCCUGAGUGGUCUAUUUGCUCGGCUGGGAAAGCCUACUCUCGUGGUGAGCGACAACGGGACGCAGUUCACAAGUGCGGAGUUUGCAGAAUUUUGUUCAAUGAACUCGAGGACUCGAAGAGCGCCUCAGUGGUUCGAUCCAUACCACCUCUAUUAA
Molecule: messenger RNA, 2067 nt
Organism: Topomyia yanbarensis
Lineage: Eukaryota; Metazoa; Arthropoda; Insecta; Diptera; Culicidae
Exons: 1
Coding region: 1-2067 (688 amino acids)
Biological process (GO): DNA integration
Molecular function (GO): nucleic acid binding
Source: RefSeq, a predicted model, not a curated record